Messenger RNA from Zerene cesonia (dogface butterfly), 3509 nucleotides. It is a transcript of the gene Smg5, whose product is annotated as protein SMG5. The transcript has 4 exons. NCBI's taxonomy places the organism in Eukaryota, Metazoa, Arthropoda, Insecta, Lepidoptera, Pieridae. The record is from RefSeq and is a predicted model, not a curated record. The coding region runs from base 228 to 3152 and encodes 974 amino acids. Gene Ontology annotation, molecular function: protein binding; telomeric repeat DNA binding; telomerase RNA binding. Gene Ontology annotation, cellular component: telomerase holoenzyme complex. Gene Ontology annotation, biological process: nuclear-transcribed mRNA catabolic process, nonsense-mediated decay.
AUUUCAUCUGUGAUUUCAUCAUAUUUUUAUUAUGACGUAUAAUCUCGUGUGAGAAUUGCUAAAUUUGGUUAUAAAAACACAAAACGCAGAAAAUACAAAUCUGUAACUGAUUUUAAUAUGAUCACGAAGCGAUGAUUCACAAGUCCGUGAAAUUUGACUUUUCGAAAACGUCAUCUGUGUUAAUAAAAACAUCUUGACAUGUUGAUAAAAAUUAAAAUGACUUGAAAAUGAAGAACGGAUGUAAUGAAAACUUGGAUAUAAAAAUUAUCGAGCGCAGCGAGCAGGCAAAGAAAGUUUAUCGAUAUGUGAGCGAUAUCGCUAGACGCCUCGGAGAGGCAACAAAUGGGAGCAAAGUGAUGGCCGAUUUAUUUACCGUACCUAUAGAAGUUCAACGACAAAAAUUAAGAGACAACUGUGAAAAACUUUUCUUCUUAGAUCCUUUGAACUACGGCAAGAAGUCCCUUGAGCUGCUUUGGCGUAAAGUGUAUUAUGAUACAAUAUCGACAGCUAAGAAGCUCCGCGAAGCUGACAAUGAGUAUGACAAUUAUUUACAAACACAUAUUGUUUGUGGUAUAGGUCACUUUCAUCACUUAAUUUCCAGAGUUCAAUCAGAAAUGAAAAUUCACCUAAAAGAAUUGGAUUAUGUCCCCCUUUAUCAUGAUGAGGAAAAUCAGGAUGAUAUUAAUUAUAAGCCACCAGAAGAUGAAUACCAACUUUGUAGAUCUGUUUUGUAUUCUUGCUUAGUAUAUCUUGGUGACUUAAGUAGAUAUCAGGUGGAAAUUUUCAACAGUGUGGAAUCUUCUACUGCUGCACGUUAUUACCUACAGGCUGGUCAAAUAGAUCUCACAUCAGGCAUGCCCUUUAAUCAAAUAGGUAAUUUAUAUUUAGAGAAAAACUACAAUUUAGAUUCAGUCAGUUCUUAUAUACACUGUCUCAGUUGCUUAUCACCAUUUGAAGGUGCUAUGGGUAACCUGACCAAAAUUUUUGAGAAAAACAACCACUUUUGUAGUAUGCUCAAUGACUCUGAAUCAUGCACACAAUCAGAGCAUAUCCAAAUGACAGUAGCAAAUUUUUUAUGUUUGAUUGAAAAGUGGUAUUUUGUUAAAGAUGACCCCAAUAUUCCCAAAAUAUGCAGUACAGUUAUACAGCAACUCAAAAUUUCAAUGGAUUUUGGUAAACUUGUACUUCCAGACAUAAAUAAAAAUUAUAAUGAAUUUGUUCAAGCCUUAGAAGAAGAAAAUACCAAUCCAGCAUAUUUGAACUCAACUAUGAUCCACAAUAUAGUUAAAAUCUGUCUUUUUACUAUUGCAAAAUUGAAGGAAAAUAAUGAAGGAAAAGCAUUUGCAUGUAAAGCUUUCACUUUAGCAUUUUUGUCUCAAUUAUUACAAAAAUUGCAUGAGCAACUGGAAGCUCUUGGACUUAAAAACCCAGCAAGUAAAUAUACAUCUAAAUAUAAAAUUUCUAUUAAUUUAUCAUCACAUGAAUUGAAUGGAAUAGAUGAACCACAAAUUGAUGAUGUUAAUGUAGCCUUACUAAAUGGCAAUAAUGAGAAUGAAAAUGAGGAAGAAAUUAAAGAAAUUGGUUCAGAUGGAGACUCUAAAGUUGUUUUGAAUGGUGAUAGUAAAAAUAAAAAGGCAUUGGCAAGGAGACGUCGUAGGCGUAGAACUGCUUCUUCAGGGAGUUCUGAUAUAAGUGAUAACUCAGAAAAUAGUGAAGAUGAAAGUGACGAAUCAGAUUCUUGUGAUGAUCUUUCAGAAUCAAGUUUUCAGUCUGAAGAUGAACAAAGUGAUGAAAUAUCCCUUCAUAAUGACACAGACGAAGAGGAAAAAGAAAUCAAUGAGACUUGUGAUGAAAAAUCUUAUUCACAAAAUAAAGAUGAAAAUAAUGUGAAUGGAGAGUUGAAUGAGGUAAACAAAUCGGCAUCAGAAGAUAAACCUAACAGAAAAGAUUUAGACAUGCAAGGCAUUAAAAACUUUUUACUUGGUGAUAAUUUUUUGCCUAGUCUUAAAAUAUUACAAGACUGGGUUCUCACUGAGAAGGAAUUGAUUUUGUCUUGUGGUGAAAGUGGUGAAUCUUUAUUUCAAUGUGUUGUUAAUUUGUUAAAUAUAUUCCAGCAUUAUUUUAAUCAGAAGAAUAAUGAUGUGCUCAUUGAUAACAACUGCAAUGUUCUGAUACUAGCAAAAAAUAUAGCAAAAAAAUUCAAACUUGAAUAUAAAUCUAUCCCAUUGCCUGAAGAUAUAAACUUGCGUGGUACAAAUAUCGGAAAAUUUGAUAAAGAUGCAGCUGAAUGGCAAGUCAUGGAGAAAAUGAAAUUAACUGUAUAUGAAGAAAACAUUAUCAGAAUAUUGAAUUUUAUCGACUUUGGGAAUCAAAUAGCUAAAAUAGUGCCAAGAAUAAGGUUCAACAGAACAAUGAAGAUUUUCUAUUUGAAAAAAGUAUACCCAACCAAAGUAAGCACAAAGUUACACCAUAAAAGAAGUAGGGAAUGGCAUAAUUCCAAGAAUCAAGUCGACAAGAAAGAGAGUGGUCUUUUGCGCCGUUUGGGACAUCUUUGGCUAGCUUCUCGAGUACGCGAAUUGGAAAGUACUGGACAAACAGAAAUUCCUUCACUUCUAGCUGUAGAUACUGCUGCUUUAUAUAAACAUCUUCGUAGAGUGAAACAGCUGGUCAAGGCACGAAAUUUUAUAUUUCUUGUGCCAAAUGUUGUUUUACAAGAACUGGAUGAGUUGAAACGGGAAUGCUCCACGGCUCGGGACGCUAUACGCUGGCUCGAAGUUCAACUUAAAAGUGGAUCUCGUUUUCUACGGACUCAACGACCUGGGCAAUCCAAACCGCUAUCGUUGCUCAAAUAUCCUCGAAAAGCUCCACCACAUGUCCAUAAUUUUAUGCAGAUAUUAGAAUUUUGCAACCACUUCACCUCUGAUGAAAAGCAAUUGCAAGGUGGAAAUGGGGAUCCAGAUAACACGGUGCAAGGAAAGACCGCGCCGCUACUUGUUCUUUUAGUUGGAACAGAACAAGAGAAAAAUGAAGACACAUAUAAAGAGAUCAGUUUGAUGGGCACAGCGCAAGCAGCGGGCAUCUCUGUUGAAUACAUUGGCGAUUUUUACGCUAAGUGGCGCCAAACUGGCCACAAAAAUGGUAAAAAGAGGUGAACAUUGCGACGACAUCUUAGGAUCUCGACUUCAAUAGAGGGAACAACAUCCCUCUCACCAAGUGAAAUAAAUCAUCCAGAUGGUAUGAAUAUGCCUGCGCAAAAAGAGUGUUAAUACUGUUAACUUGAAAUUUGGCUGACGAGUCGGUUUUUUCUUAAUUUGGAUUUGAAAUUUUUUAUUGUCAUUCAUUCAUAUUUUAUUAUUAAGUAAUAAUCUUUUGGACACCUUUUUAUGUCACUUCAUCUUUUACAUUAUCAUAAUUAGUUAUGAUUCAUAACUGGGGUAUUGUCAUAGUCAAUUGGUGUAACUUGUUAUUUUCGCAAAUUUAUCAUUCAUUCAAUAAACGAAUUUUUUAAA